CCGCCCCCGCGCCCGGACUGGACCCGGCCGGGUCCCGCCCUCCUCCGAGGGUGACGCGACCGCGGGGCGGGCCCAGGGUGCGGCGGCCCCUCUGUCUCGGCGGCGGCGGCGGAGCGAGCGCAGCGCGGCGCCACCAUGGGGGCCCAGCUGAGCACGUUGGGCCACGUGGUCCUCUCCCCAGUCUGGUUCCUCUACAGCCUGCUCAUGAAGCUGUUCCAGCGCUCCACCCCGGCCAUCACCCUCGAGAGCCCGGACAUCAAGUACCCGCUGCGGCUCAUCGACAAGGAGGUCAUCAACCAUGACACCCGGCGGUUCCGCUUUGCCCUGCCGUCACCGCAGCAUAUCCUGGGCCUCCCUGUGGGCCAGCACAUCUACCUCUCGGCCCGAAUCGACGGAAACCUGGUCAUCCGGCCCUACACGCCCGUCUCCAGUGACGACGACAAGGGCUUCGUGGACCUGGUCAUCAAGGUUUACUUCAAAGACACCCACCCCAAGUUUCCCGCCGGAGGGAAGAUGUCCCAGUACCUGGAAAGCAUGAAGAUUGGUGACACCAUCGAGUUCCGGGGCCCGAACGGGCUGCUGGUCUACCAGGGCAAAGGAAAGUUCGCCAUCCGUCCAGACAAGAAAUCCAACCCGGCCAUGAAGACGGUGAAGUGUGUGGGCAUGAUCGCAGGAGGGACAGGCAUCACCCCGAUGCUGCAGGUGAUCCGCGCCAUCAUGAAGGACCCGGAGGACCACACCGUGUGCCACCUGCUCUUUGCCAACCAGACGGAGAAGGACAUCCUGCUGCGCCCCGAGCUCGAGGAGCUGAGGAACGAGCAUUCUGCGCGCUUCAAGCUCUGGUACACGGUGGACAAGGCCCCUGAAGCGUGGGACUACAGCGAGGGCUUCGUGAAUGAGGAGAUGAUCCGGGACCACCUGCCGCCGCCGGAGGAGGAGCCGCUGAUACUGAUGUGCGGCCCCCCGCCCAUGAUCCAGUACGCCUGCCUGCCCAACCUGGACCGCGUGGGCCACCCCAAGGAGCGCUGCUUCUCCUUCUGAGGGCCAGCACUGGCCGCCUGCGCUCCCCCCACCCCACCGCCCGCUGCUCGUCCUCACGUGCCCUGUCUGCACCCCCCCCUUCCUGCCAUCUGUAAGGUCAUGCCCCCUUCAUUUCACACGAUGGCCCCGGGCUCAGCUUGGCCUGCCCAUGCCUGGGUAGCCACUCAGCCGGGCUGGCCCCCAAGGGGCCCCUUUGGGAACAGGGUUCUGUUACAGUGGGCCGCCACAGCCACCUUUGGGGCAGGUUCCUGUCUGACCCUCACCAGGUCCUACCAGUGAUGCCCGGCCCCGGGUCCUGUCCCUCCCGCAUCCCCACAGCCCCCACACUUCUGGGGCAAGGCCAUCAGCACCGUGUACCACCCACCCCUCCCAGAGCAGACCCCAGUCAGAAAGUAAACGUACCGAAAUGGGCAGCCCGGAGUUGUAGGUGCCGAGGAACCCCCUGCCACUACCUUGGGACCCUCGCCUGCCGCCUCUCACUACCCGCCUCCGGGCUGGGCCAGGCCUUAGCAUCUGACACUAAACACAGUUACUGCCCAAACGUCCCCUCGGCAGGGACUGCUGGGGGUGAGGGGCUGCCCCCACCUCAGGGCCCAGGGAGGAGGGGGCUGGUGGAGGGCCCCUCUGGCUGGCACAUGGGCCCUCCGGAAGCCUCCACGUUUGCUCCAGUACACGUGGGUGUUCCGCGGCUCUGGGAGUCCCAAGCCGUUUGCUCGGUGUUUGGUUCGACCGCUUCGGCGUCCUGGGCCACCAACCCUGAUGGCAGAGCUAAGACACGGCUCGCGUUUAUUUAUUCUUCUGCCCCAAACCUGCCCGCCCUGCUGCCUGCACCCCAGCGUGGGGGAGAUUUCGAGCAGAUCCUCUCAUGUGAGCCACAUUCUCAGUGGCCUUGACAUUGCCUUUAGACAACAGUUGGGUAGGCCUUUGCAGAUCGGCUUUUUCAGAGUCAUUUAUGAACAGAAAAAAAAACGUUGAAAUAAAACUUUGCUAAUAUUAA
Messenger RNA from Phyllostomus hastatus (greater spear-nosed bat), 2038 nucleotides. Its product is annotated as NADH-cytochrome b5 reductase 3. Gene Ontology annotation, molecular function: FAD binding; oxidoreductase activity. Bases 136 to 1041 code for a protein of 301 amino acids. NCBI's taxonomy places the organism in Eukaryota, Metazoa, Chordata, Mammalia, Chiroptera, Phyllostomidae. The transcript is spliced from 9 exons. The record is from RefSeq and is a predicted model, not a curated record. Gene Ontology annotation, cellular component: mitochondrion.